UGCAAGGGCUAGUUACGAGACUUGACAUCAAUCGCGCGAGAUUCAAGAUGGAAACACUUUCUUCUCUUAUUCGGGAAACCUUCCCAAAUUACCUGAAAAACCUUCCAAUACCACGUUCAUUUGGUGGAUUUGCUGAUCUAUCAGGAGGAGACUGGUUUCGUUUAAUCCCCUUUGUCGGAAGUGUAUCACUUGUGGUAUAUGCAACUGUAAGGACCCUCUUACCACCACCACCCAACAGAUCCGCAUUAUGCAACCCAGCUAUACAAAAAGACAGCCCCAAAGUGGCAAAUGUUGUUGAUAUUGAAGACAUAGGAGAGAAAGCUGUAUUUUGCAGGUGCUGGAGAUCCAAAAAGUUCCCAUAUUGUGAUGGCUCCCACAAUGCACAUAAUGAGAAGACUGGUGACAAUGUAGGACCACUAAUAGUAAAAGGGAAACAGUAGCUGAAUCUUAAACAAUCAGGAAAUUCUCGACCAAAUUUGGUAUUAAGAACAGUGCAUACGAUUACAGUAUUGAGAUUAACAUGUCAUUGACUGAUCAUCGAGGAAAAAAAUAUCCAUAAAACUUGAUAAUCAUAAGAAUGAUAUGGCUAAAUAGUUCAGAGCAAAGUUUGUGAAUAUAGUUUAAACACUAAUUUGUUGAAUAAUUUAAGUAAUGCAUAUUGUUCAAAUGGAAACAUAUCAUGAUAUGAUUUGACGUUGAGAAACUGUGCCUUCUUUGGGGAGUCUUGUAUCGGAAUUUCCGGACCUCCCUCUUCUCUCUCCUUCACUGACUGAACCUUCACUGAACCUUGUAGAUGCGAGGGGUGUAGGUUGAAGUCACGAGGCCUUGAAACAAGAUUCUUUUUGGGAGAAGAGAUAUUUUAUCAAAAUCUGUGUUAAAUAUGGCAAAUAACUGCUGUGAAUAACAAUGGCUUCUUGAAAUUGUUGGACCAAUAUCAGGGUACUACUCAUAAAUGCCAAAUUAAGUUAAACAUAAGAAUGAAUCAAAAGAUUUUCAAUAUUUUUACUUAAUUCUCAUUUGUGUGAGCACUGAACUUUGCAGUUUUUCAGAUCAAGAACCUUUUCAUUCAAUCAUUGGAAUAUAAGAAUAUUAGUUCAUGCGUCAAUCAUUUACUC
Molecule: messenger RNA, 1115 nt
Organism: Owenia fusiformis
Lineage: Eukaryota; Metazoa; Annelida; Polychaeta; Sabellida; Oweniidae
Source: the annotation of a GenBank genome assembly